AUGUCGACGACCACGGGCCCUUACAACUACUCCUACAUCUUCAAAUACAUCAUCAUCGGUGAUAUGGGCGUAGGCAAGUCCUGCCUGCUUCACCAGUUCACUGACAAGAAAUUCAUGGCCGAUUGUCCUCACACAAUUGGCGUCGAGUUUGGCACCAGAAUCAUCGAAGUGUGCGGACAGAAGAUCAAGCUUCAGAUCUGGGACACCGCUGGCCAGGAACGAUUCCGAGCUGUCACCCGGAGCUACUACCGCGGAGCUGCUGGCGCGCUGAUGGUCUACGAUAUGACGAGACGCUCCACGUACAACCACCUGAGUUCCUGGCUGACGGACGCCCGCAACCUGACGAACCCGAACACCGUCAUCUUCCUCAUCGGCAACAAGAGCGACCUGGAGUCGCAGCGUGACGUCACCUACGAGGAGGCGAAGCAGUUUGCCGACGAGAACGGCCUCAUGUUCAUCGAGACGUCGGCGAAGACGGGCGACGGCGUGGAGGAGGCCUUUCUCGAGACGGCCCGUCGCAUCUUCAGCAACAUCCAAGACGGGUCGCUCGACCUGAACGCCGCAGAGUCGGGCGUCCAGCACAAGCCCAAUCCGGUGCUCUCGGCCGGCGGCGGCAGUGGCAGCGGAGGGCGAGGGGCCAACGGAGAGGGCGUCAGCAAGUCUGACUGCCAGUGCUAA
Molecule: messenger RNA, 678 nt
Organism: Rhagoletis zephyria (snowberry fruit fly)
Lineage: Eukaryota; Metazoa; Arthropoda; Insecta; Diptera; Tephritidae
Source: RefSeq, a predicted model, not a curated record